This is a messenger RNA of Odontomachus brunneus, 1480 nucleotides long. RefSeq lists its product as uncharacterized. NCBI's taxonomy places the organism in Eukaryota, Metazoa, Arthropoda, Insecta, Hymenoptera, Formicidae. Bases 442 to 1152 code for a protein of 236 amino acids. The record is from RefSeq and is a predicted model, not a curated record. The transcript is spliced from 2 exons.
CUUACUGACUUCAAUCGACUAAUAUGUAUAGUUUCAUUUCAAAUUAUACGCAUACUUUAUUAGAGAGAAGUAUUUUCGCGAGCGCAAGAUCCUCCCUUCUCUCUCUCUCUCUCUCUCUCUCUCUAUAUAUAUAUAUAUAUAUAUAUAUAUAUAUAUAUAUAUAUAUAUGUCCAACUUUAUAAAUCAAUAUAUCGAGUUGCAUAUGCAAAUAAAUGUUCUAACUUCAGCUUGUAAAUGAGCGGACAAACAUGCAACAAUCUCCAUAAUUUCACGUUGAUACGUGUGUUUCCAUCUAACCUGGUUAAAAUGUUUCAAAAUUAUCGUCGUUUGGCUCGCACGUCGCUCUGGUGAUGCAAUCAUACCGAGAAUUAACAGAUUAUCCAAGUUCUUUUUUUUCGGAGAAUAAAACAUACAUGAAAGACCUCCACGCCCCUCCUUGUGAUGAUGAACGGGUCACUCACGAUAAUGGGUGCAAUAGCCGCCAUGUCACUCGUUCUUUUCAGCGUCGUAGCUUAUCGCCUCAGCUCUGUAGUGGACGGUAUCGCCUCGUCGCAUAUCACUUUAUCAAAGGACAAUAGCUCGCUGGAAGAGGAUUUUAAAGAUAUUCUGCAGCUCAUUCCUCUAACCGAGAUACAAUCGAUUGUUGACAAUUAUCUGAAGCACGAUCCCCAGAUCGAGGAUACAGUGAGCUUCAUCGAAGAUCAGAAAAAGUUUAUUGCCAGGGAAUUCCAACGAAUGCCACAACUAGCUCGUCUCACGAGCUUCUUGGCGGAAAACGGUUUGGAAAUCAAUAACUGGCACGCCAAAAUUCAAGAUAUCUGGAAAACGAAGGCCCCCUUCAUUAAGUCGGAUCCGAGCAUUGCCACAAGUGGUCUGAGCGUGAUGAUACAGAAAAUCCUAAACACUAUGCCGAAGGAUCAUCUUCAUAAAUUGCUGCAGCGAAAAGCGAAGUAUUCCGGUAGCUUCCGCAGAUUUCUACAAACGCUCAAGUCCAAAGACUUUGUGGAUCUCUGCGAUACCGUCGAGAAGAAUACUGUUUUACAACAACAUAUUUUCUGGGCGAGACAAGAGGGUAUCGAAAUUACUUUCGCCUUGGAAUUCUUGAAAAAUUUAUACGUCUACAUCACUGAAGAUAUUUGUGAUAUUAUUUAAAGAAAUAUAAUAUAUAUUUCUAAAAACUCUCUUUAUGAUAAGCCGCUUUAUCUCGGGGAACUUUAUUCAUUACAAAUAAAUAUAUAUUAUCUUGUCUAAAGCAGACAAAAAAUCGAAUCAUGUCUUCGUGAUUUUUUGUUCUGCCUAGGAUCAUCACUAAACGAUUUUGUAGUAAUUAUUAUCAUGUUUGAUAUAAAUUAUCAAAUAUUACCAUUGAAACGCUCAAAUGCACUUGUUAAGGCUCCUUAUACCUCGCCAUCUAUGUCAAAUUUGUGAUGUCAGAAGCAAGUAAUGACAUAUGCUGACGAAAAUUGUGUAUCAUUUCUAA